UCCUCUGUUCUACUCCCUCUCUUGUACUGUUAAUUUUACAAAUUCGGGCGACUGGGUGCAUAUUUUCACAAGGCUCGAGGUCUGACGAGAUUUUCCGCGUUUUUGCAUGUUUCUUCCAACAGGAAAAGAACCAAAGAAAUGGAGGUGUUCUAAAACAAUAGAGCAGUUGACACCCAAAGUUUGGGGGGAUUUUACCCAACCCGUUCCUCCAAGAUGGGAGUGAGGGCGUUUGUGGAGCUGGCGCUGGCGGUGGUGUGCUUCCUAGACUUCGACGACUCGCUGGAGGAUGCACGCCGUUGCCGUCCUCAUCGCCAGCCCUGCUGCCACCGCCAUGCCCGCCAAGUUGACAUCGGCAUCGGCAUCUCUGUAGUGUGCACACGAUGGUCCGAGCUCGCCGUCGACAUUUUCUUGCGCAAUAGGGUGGCCGUCAAGUCGACGGGCGCCAUCCAUCAGAAGAUCGUCGGUGAUGCGCUUAAGCAUACACAAGCUGUUGGCUGCCCAACAUCGCCAAGGACGGGCUCUCCACGGAGUGGCUGUUCGUUGGCGCCACUGUUGCACCAACGAGAUCGUGAAGCUUAUCACGACCAGGCAGCUGCUCAUGACUCGGUGAGCCUUCUUCCGAUGGACAAGGAUGUCAUCUCGUGGGUGUUCCUCAUGCUCCUCAAAGCGGCAAACAAUGAAACAAAGAAAAAUGGCAAGUGCCACUACGUGCUGCAUGACUCGGCAGUAAGUUUCGACACUGUAUUUCAACAAACCAUCAGUUUGCUAUGAUGAAAGUGUUUUUCUUUUUCCUGCUGCCCUUGUGUUGGUGAUGCUGACACAUUCCCUGUUUUCUUUUCUGAUAUGCACUUUGCAUUUUCUUUUUUACCUUCUCUGCUAAAUUGUGGGGUUCGAUGUGUAAAUGGAUUUUAUGUUUCAGGUCAAUCAA
Molecule: messenger RNA, 928 nt
Organism: Lolium perenne
Lineage: Eukaryota; Viridiplantae; Streptophyta; Magnoliopsida; Poales; Poaceae
Source: RefSeq, a predicted model, not a curated record